This is a messenger RNA of Rhea pennata, 1968 nucleotides long. RefSeq names its product zinc finger DHHC-type palmitoyltransferase 13 (gene ZDHHC13). The record is from RefSeq and is a predicted model, not a curated record. Gene Ontology annotation, molecular function: protein binding; palmitoyltransferase activity. The transcript has 17 exons. Lineage: Eukaryota; Metazoa; Chordata; Aves; Rheiformes; Rheidae. Gene Ontology annotation, cellular component: Golgi membrane. Bases 26 to 1891 code for a protein of 621 amino acids. Gene Ontology annotation, biological process: protein palmitoylation.
GGCCCGGGAGCGGUGGGUGUCCACGAUGGCUGCCGGCGGCGGCUCCUCGCAGAGUAAAAACCAUGGCCAUGGACCUCAUCAGCCUCAUACGUGCAGCUGUCACCAUGUCCACAGUGAUGAAGAUCUAUCGAUGCUGCCUGAAUCAUAUCCAUUUGUUGAGGACCCUAGUACCUGUGAUAUUGUCAAGGCUACGCAGUAUGGAUUACUAGAGCGAUGUAAAGAACUGGUAGAAGCAGGAUACGAUGUUCGGCAGCCAGACAAAGAAAAUGUGACUCUUCUUCACUGGGCAGCAAUAAACAACAGGCAGGAGCUGGUUAGAUUUUAUAUUUCCAAAGGUGCGAUAGUGGAUCAACUAGGUGGAGAUUUAAAUUCAACUCCACUUCACUGGGCUAUCAGGCAAGGACACCUACCUAUGGUGAUAUUAUUGUUGAAAUGUGGAGCAGAUCCCAGUCUUAUUGAUGGGGAAGGAUUCAGCAGCAUUCAUUUAGCAGUGCUGUUUCAACACAUGCCUAUUGUAGCUUACCUCGUAUCAAAAGGCCAGAAUGUAGAUACAACGGACUUCAAUGGACAAACACCUUUAAUGAUAUCAGCACAAAAAGUGAUUGGACCAGAACCCACGAGGUUUCUCUUAAAGUUUAACCCUUCUCUCAAUGCUGUAGACAACAUUCAUAAGAAUACUGCAUUGCAUUGGGCAAUUACAUCAGGAAAUAUAAGUGCUGUGGAUCUGUUGCUGGAAGCUGGUGCUAGCAUGGACAUAAAAAAUAUCAAGGGAGAGACGCCGCUUGACCUUGCUCGUGCAACUCAAAAUCACUUCAUUGUUUAUAUGCUAACUGAGGAAGAGAGAAUGAGAAGCAGAAAAAAUUGCAGGUUGCUUAGAACAGUAGAGAAAUAUGAGCUUUUCCUGCUGUUGGCUUUGUCCCUGACAUUGAUGUGGGCCAUAGGAUGCAUAAUGGACUUAAGUUCUGAUUCUUGGCUUUUGAAAGGAGGUCUGCUUCUCUUGAUACUAUUUGGAAUGACUCUGUUUGUGAGGCGAUGUGUGGGGCUCCGGAGCCUAAGGUAUCUUCCUACCACAUUCAUGCUAAGUUCAAUUUUUUGGAUGUCUGUGACCUGGUUUUUCUGGUUCCUGCCUGUGCAUGUAGCUGACACAAUAUUCCAAAUUACUGUUGUGUUCAGCAUAGUGGGUCUUCUUUAUUAUUUCUAUAAAACUUGGAGAACUGAUCCUGGAUACAUUAAGACUUCAGAAGAAGAAAAAAAAGAGAACAUUGUUGCUCUUGCAGAAGCAGGUUGCUUGGACUUCAGAACAUUUUGCACAUCAUGUCUUAUAAAGAAACCUUUGAGAUCUAUGCAUUGCCUUGCUUGUGAUUCUUGUGUAGCCAGAUAUGAUCAGCAUUCUCUAUGGAUUGGACAGUGCAUAGGCAUUGGCAACCAUCAUUAUUACGUAUUGUUCCUGUUUUUCCUAACUUUGACUGGUAUCUGGCUGCUUUAUGGAACUCUUUUGUAUUGGUCAAACCACUGUCCAACAACUUACCGUCAAGAUGGAGCAUGGACUUACUUCACACAGAUAAUAUAUUGUUCUCCAUGGGUUUUCUACAUCUUCACACUAGCCUGUUUCCAUACUGUGUGGGCUUCAUUAUUGCUAAUUAUUCAGCUUUAUCAGAUUACAUUUCUGGGAUUGACCUCACAUGAAAGAAUGAACCUCCUGAUACAGAACAAGUCAUCUAAGCACCCUGUUUCACUCAGGAGAACUCCAUACAAUCUUGGAUGCUUCCAGAAUCUUGCAGACUUUUUUCAGUGCGAGUGCCUUGGUAUGUUCAAACCCAAUGUAAUUGAUUGGACCAAACAGUACAAUCUCUUUCAUCUGGCAAAGGAGAAAAAUCUUUAUUCUGUGUGAAGAAAAGUAUUGCUGAAUUUCUAGAACAGAUGAGCUAAAAGCUAAAUAAAACUGGCUAUUUUUUAAAUCUUUACAAA